This is a messenger RNA of Rhea pennata, 6079 nucleotides long. RefSeq names its product protein phosphatase 6 regulatory subunit 2 (gene PPP6R2). Gene Ontology annotation, cellular component: cytosol; nucleus. NCBI's taxonomy places the organism in Eukaryota, Metazoa, Chordata, Aves, Rheiformes, Rheidae. The coding region runs from base 1679 to 4483 and encodes 934 amino acids. The record is from RefSeq and is a predicted model, not a curated record. Gene Ontology annotation, molecular function: protein phosphatase binding; protein phosphatase regulator activity. The transcript has 23 exons.
GGGGGGGGGGGUGCCCACUGUAAAGAAAGGAUUUGGGUGUGUCUAUCCAAAACUACUGGAUGCCCGCAGGUCCCAGAGUGAUGUUAACUAAUUUAGAGGUCUUUGUUCCAUGGUGGGCUUUCUUCCAUGAUUAGUACCUUGCAUUUUUCAGUACUGAACUUUCAGUACUGCAUUUCAGUACUGGACUACAUUUUAUUGCCCAGCUGCUUAUUAACAUGAAAUCCUUCUGCAGCUGUUCAUGUCAUCUUUGGUUAGAUUUAAGCUAAGUAUUUUUGUAUCACUGGUAAAUAUUGCUAGCUUGCUAUUCAUCUCUCUUCUGAGAUUGCUUAUGAAUACGUUGAACAGUACAAGUUAUUUUGGGAACUUAUUUGCUACUCUUCUCUGUACUCUUUUUAUUUCUUUGUUUUAACCAAUUGCAAUUCAUAAGAAACUAAACUUUUCCUCCACAAUGGCAGCAGGGAGGGAUUACAGAAUCACAGAAUCAGUAAGGUUGGAGGGGACCUCUGGAUAGAUGGUUCAUCUAUCAAUUUAGUCCAACCUCCCAAAGAUUUCCUGUUGUUGGUUCCACUGGGGCUUGAACCCAGGACCUUCUGCAUGUAAAGCAGAUGUGAUGACCACUACAUUUUCUUUAAAGUUGCUCAGGGAAGCCCCUGCAAAAUAUUUUUGAGGAAAUUAGAAUGAACUAUCAAUCUUACUGUCCUUGUGCAUAUGAGUCCUUCAAAAAUUCAAGUUUGUGAGGCCCAACUUUCUCUGGUCCUGAUACUUCAUUGUUUUUAUUACUGUGCUAGUAUCCUUAAGCCAGUUCUAGAUUUCAAGCUGAACAAAUCAGAGUGAUACUUUAUUCCCUGAAAUUGGCUGUUCAGCAAUUGCAUUUCAGAGCUCUUAAGUUGAGAACCAUCUUGUCCCAGUGACUUGUUGCCCUCUGAUUUACUGAUAUGUUGUAAAACUUUGUGUUGAUAAUUUUGUUAGAAUCUAGAUUUUUUUUCCCCUCUACCCUUGCUUGAGGUGGCUUUACUUCAGUUUUCUUUUUCUCCUCUAUAAUGCAAGUGUAAGUAUUCAAUAAAUACUUUCUUUUUAAAAAGAAGUAGAAUAAUGUACUCUCUCUGCAUCCCCAUGUAUUUCAACUUACUAAGUGGAAAGUUUAAAGUAUUUUAUCAGGAAUGGGCUUGCUUAAAAAAGAUAAAUAGAUAAAAAUAAUAUUCCCCUGGUUUCUGGGAGUUGCCUGUGGUGAAUUCUGGGCCUCCUAUGUUCCUUUUUACUGAUCUUGGAAUACUGAGAGCACUUAAAUUAAUAAAAUAAUGCAAAUACAGAGUUUGAAUAAGGCACAUUCACCUGAAUUUUUAUGGGAAAUAGGAGAUGAGGUGUGUAUGUGUGUAUUUUCUUGACAGCCAAAGAAAUGUUAAAGAAAUGUUGCAAGAUUUUGUAGGUUUUGUAGGUUUUGUGAUACCUAUAAAUACUACCUUUUUCUUGGUGAAUUUUAACUACCUUCUAAUUUUGCAGACUUCUAUUUUUUUUUUCCCUAGGAAAAGUAGGUAUUUCUCUACCAAACCUAAGGGGUCUCAGAAGAAGCCUCUGUAAAAGAACUGCCUACCUGCCCCCACCCCUAACAAAAUGGUUAACUAAAACCAGGGCACAAAGUGAAAAUCACUGAUAAAUAAGCUAGGUGUGCCUCAUCAUCAUGUUCUGGAAGUUUGAUUUGAACACAACAUCACAUGUGGACAAGCUACUGGAUAAAGAGGAUGUGACACUUCAUGAGCUGAUGGAUGAAGAUGACAUCUUACAGGAGUGCAAGGCUCAGAACCGUAAGCUGCUGGACUUCCUUUGCCAGCAGCACUGCAUGGAGGAGCUGGUCAACCUCAUCACACAUGAGCCCCCUGUGGAUAUGGAUGAGAAAGUCCGCUUCAAAUAUCCAAACACAGCCUGUGAACUGCUGACCUCUGAUGUGCCACAGAUCAAUGACAAGUUAGGAGGAGAUGAAACUUUGCUGAAUAUCCUCUAUGACUUCUUGGAUCAUGAGCCUCCUUUGAACCCUUUGCUUGCCAGUUUCUUCAGCAAGACUAUUGGGAAUCUCAUUGCAAGAAAAACUGAACAGGUGAUUGCGUUUUUAAGGAAAAAAGACAAGUUUAUUAGCCUGGUGCUAAAGCAUAUAGAUACAUCAGCAAUGAUGGACCUCCUGCUUCGUCUAAUCAGCUGUGUGGAGCCAGCAACUCUACGGCAGGAAGUACUAAAUUGGCUUAACGAAGCAAAAAUUAUUCAGAGACUUGUGGAACUGAUCCAUUCAAGCCAGGAUGAGGACAGGCAAUCAAAUGCUUCCCAGACCCUGUGUGAUAUCAUAAGACUGAGCAGAGACCAGAGCAAUCAACUCCAGGAGGUACCUGAGCCUGAUCCACUUCUCACAGCACUGGAAUCGCAGGAAUGUGUAGAGCAACUCCUGAAGAACAUGUUUGAUGGAGAACAGACUGAAAAUUGCAUAGUGAAUGGAACGCAAGUUCUUUUAACAUUGCUGGAAACAAGGCGCUCUGGGGUGGAAGGACUGAUGGACUCAUACACUCAGGGAUUUGAAAGGUCUUACACUGUCAAUAGCAGCAUUUUAUAUGGUAUUGAACCAAGGCUAAAGGAUUUCCACCAGCUGCUGCUCAGCCCUCCCAAGAAAACAGCAAUCCUAACUACAAUUGGUGUCUUGGAGGAGCCACUGGGGAAUGCUCGUCUUCAUGGAUCUCGACUAAUAGCUGCUCUGCUUCACACAAACACUCCCAGUAUUAAUCAGGAACUAUGCAGACUCAGUACCAUGAACUUAUUACUUGACUUAUUUUUUAAAUAUACAUGGAAUAACUUUUUGCAUUUCCAAGUGGAAUUGUCCAUAGCAGCUAUUCUCUCACACUCUGUACAAGAGGGAAAAACUACUACUAAUGACCUAGAAGGCAAAGAAGAAGUGCUGAAUGGAAAUGCGGCCACAGAGAGCGUGGAUACUCCAGAAAAAAACAAUACUGAAAAUAUCAUGGUGACUCAUCUGUUCCAGAAAUGCUGCCUAGUGCAAAGGAUAUUGGAUGCCUGGGAAGCUAAUGACAAAAUACAGGCAGAAGGUGGAAUGAGGCGAGGCAAUAUGGGCCACCUUACACGGAUAGCCAAUGCUGUAGUACAGAACAUGGAGAAGGGCCCCAUGCAAACUCAAAUUAGUGAAUUUAUUAAAGAGCUACCUGAAGAUUGCAGGGGGAGAUGGGAGAGUUUUGUAGAAGAGACACUGACGGAAACAAACAGGAGAAAUACGGUGGAUUUGGUGAGCACUCACCAUCUGCACUCUUCCAGUGAGGAUGAAGACAUUGAGAGUGCUUUUCCCAAUGAACUUUCUCUCCAACAAGCCUUCUCAGAGUACCAGAUCCAGCAGAUGACAGCUAACUUUGUGGAUCAAUUUGGCUUUAAUGAUGAGGAGUUUGCAGACCAGGAUGAUAAUAUCAAUGCUCCUUUUGACAGGAUUGCAGAGAUAAACUUCAAUAUAGAUGCAGAUGAUGACAGUCCCAAUGCUUCCCUCUUUGAAGCCUGUUGCAAUGAACGGAUCCAACAAUUCGAUGAUAAUGAGGAGGAGGAAGAUAUCUGGGAAGAGAAGGAGAUAACCUAUGCAACUCAAGUUAAAUCAAGAACACGGUUUGGAGCAUCUCAGACCUCAGAGAGUUCAUCAAAAAGUGAUCUUGAGAAUGGAGAUCAUGACGGUAGUGUGGACUCAGAAGAAGAGGAGGAAACAGAGCAUCAAUUGCCUCCUUCCUCAGCAAACACCAACAGGAACAAUACUUCUGAGCAGAAAGACUCUGACUCCUCUGAAGGAUCUGGAUGGACAGCUGUGUUUGAGCCAGUGAACUCAAAGCCCCCAGCACCCUGUGUUGCCAUGGAUGUUGGAUCAAGUGUGUGGGAUUCAGCAGCCCCAGAGAACACCAUGCCUGAGGAGAAAGGAUGGGCAAAAUUCACAGACUUCCAACCUUUUUGUUGCUCUGAGUCGGGUCCGCGAUGCAGUUCUCCUGUGGACACAGAAAGCAGUGAUUCAGAUGGAAACCCAAAACAGAGUCAGGACAAGAGCUUCAGUGCUGCCUCACCCUGUGUUUGGAAUGUCUGUGUUACAAGGAAAGCACCGCUAGUGGCUUCAGACAGUAGCUCGUCUGGAGGUUCAGACAGUGAUGAAGAGGACGAUAAAGCUGAUAUUGUCACGGAAACCAUCAGUACAGGCUCAGGCCAGGAGACCAUCAAGCUGACUAUGGAUGCAAAAAAUGAGAAGGCUGUUUUCACCAGCGAUGCAGACUGCAUGGUUAUUGAUAAGCUGACCAUCACUGACAUCGGAACGACAAAAGCAUCCAAACCACUGAAUGCCGCCCAGCACUCUGAGGAACACCCAAACACCGCAGCUGUUGUCACAGCUGGUGCAGAAAUGGCAACAAAAGACAGGAAAGAAGAAGUUUUGCCCUGUGCUGAAGCCACAUUAAAUGGCCCUGCUUGAUGAAACAAAUGCAAUGGGACGUGUGUGAUCCAGGCCAGGCUGCUACCUGGUGAUGCAAUUUGUCAGUUUUUUUUUUUUCAUUUUAAUUUUAUUUUUUAAUAAAUGCUGCAUUGAUGAGAGAGCUGGCAUUCAGGACCAGACAUGCAGUUUCAACACCAACAAUCUGUUCUGAAAGACACUUGCAUUGUCUAAAUGUAGCAUUGAUCAGUUAGUCAUCACAGGAAUGAUGGGAUUCUUCCCAAGCAAGCCUUCUGCCUAAUUUUAGUUCUUUGUCCCCUUCCCUCUUUCCCUUGUUUUUGUUUUGUAUUUGGGGUUCAGUCCUAUUUUCUUAGUGUUAUUGCACACAGUAUUCAGCUUCUCUUCAGAAAGGUAGCAGGUCUAACGCUGGGACUUGGACAGUGCACAAAACGUCCCGCAGUCGUGUGACCAAAGUUCCUGAUGGAGCUGUCUUUGGGCAGCAUUUGCACCGCUUUUGUAUAGCAAUAAAGCCUUAUCAGAAACAUUUCAUAGGAGGAAAAGAUGCAAACACUUUAAAUGGGAUGGAGCAGGGAGGGAUUUUAUUUUAUGUUUCUGUGGGGUGGGAGGGGAGUCAUUGACAUUGUCCCAAGCCAGAGGCCAGAUAGUUAACUUACUGUAAAGCUGAACUCUCUCAAGAAAUGGGAAGUCUCUGCGUUCCAGUGAGUUGCUCAGCGCUGUCUCCUCUGGAGACAUGGCAAUUCACUGCAGGAUCUUGAGUGGUUUAGCAAUUGGUCUCUUCUGUCCGAGCCAUCAAAAUUCAACUUCCCGGAUGUCGUCCUCUGUUGGCUGGAGAGUAUGCAAAGAAGGUAGCAUGUUGUUUGCCAGCUAAGAGGAUAAUGAUCCACUGGACUGCUGCCAUGCAGGAACAAGAGCAGAUAUGGCACAAACAGGUUAUCAGGUGUUUGCUGACUAAUGUAUUUUCAGAUUAGUAUGGAAAUCUGUUUCUGUUUGUUUUUUGUUCUGUUUUUAAAAUUUUUAAUGGAUGCAGGAACAGCAACACUUUUGCACUUUGUACCUAGUGACAACAUUGGAGAAUGAAAUGGCCCCAGCACAGGACUCCUGCUGUUACUCCACAGGUAGUCGAUCAUGGAGAGAUUUUGGGUGGGGACUUAACUGCUCCCAUGGGAUAGUAGAAAACAGUAUGGAGAAAUGGACUGCGCUUCAAACUGCCUGGGAGCAAGGUCAGUUAAAGGUGUGUACUUGACCCUGGAACACAGGAUCUUCUGCAUAGGCUGAAGGACCUACUCCUGUAAAGACUGUAUCAGUUUCAGACACAGGUCUGCACUGAUCUGUGCUGGCCUCUGCAAUGAGCUUGUUCCCAGACUGGACUUGUGCACAUAGGUCAUACGGGUGUAGAUGUUGGGCCACUUGCAGAACCAGGCUCAGACUGGUAACAGCAGAUCGCCAUGAACAGUGCUCAUUCUAUAACCCUGUAGUCUAGAUACAGAGCUGGGCCUGCUUUUGUGUGUAAGCUGUAUGCUGAAAUCCACCUGUCAAAUGUUAAUACCGCUUAUUUUAUUAGUCCAAAAUCUAAGCUGGAAAAUCAUUCACUUUGGAAUAAAAGCAUGAAGCUUGACA